GAAAACAUUACCUGCUAGCAGAGGUGAGACAGCAAGACCGGUGGCAAGAGUAAUGCAGUUCUCCAGCUCAGCCAGGGCGGCAGAUGAAAACUUUGACUAUUUGUUCAAGAUUAUCCUCAUUGGGGAUUCCAACGUGGGGAAGACGUGUGUGGUGCAGCAUUUCAAAUCUGGGGUCUACACAGAGACACAGCAGAACACAAUUGGGGUGGACUUCACUGUGCGCUCCCUUGAGAUCAAUGGCAAGAAAGUGAAGAUGCAGGUGUGGGACACGGCUGGCCAGGAGCGCUUCCAAACCAUUACCCAAAGCUACUACCGCAGUGCCCACGCUGCCAUCAUCGCCUACGACCUCACCCGGCGGUCCACGUUCGAGUCUGUUCCUCACUGGAUUCAUGAGAUAGAAAAAUAUGGAGCGGCUAACUUGGUCAUUAUGCUGAUCGAGGCUUAUGGUGGGGGUACAAGUCCAUGGGACCUAGGAAACGCCAAGCAAAACCCAGCAGAAGCAGGAGCCAUAAGAGAGCCAAGCCACUGUGAAAGCCAGAACUUGAAAAUCCUCUCCUAAGGGCUUCGCCAA
This is a messenger RNA of Choloepus didactylus (southern two-toed sloth), 571 nucleotides long. It is a transcript of the gene RAB19, whose product is annotated as RAB19, member RAS oncogene family. The transcript is spliced from 4 exons. The record is from RefSeq and is a predicted model, not a curated record. Bases 53 to 559 code for a protein of 168 amino acids. Gene Ontology annotation, cellular component: trans-Golgi network. Gene Ontology annotation, molecular function: GTP binding; GTPase activity. Lineage: Eukaryota; Metazoa; Chordata; Mammalia; Pilosa; Megalonychidae.